AUGUCAAAAAUUGCGAAUCUUGAUUUCAGUGCUUUGAAAAGCAAUGGUGACAACUACCUGGAAUGGGCGCUUGAUGCAAAGAUCAUGCUACGAACAAAAGAUCUUGGUGACACAAUCACCGAAGACAACAAUUCCAGUGACAAAGACAAGAAUAGAGCUAUCUACAUGAUGCGCCACCAUUUCCAAGAGAACUUGAAAACUCAGUACAUGACCAUGGAAAAUCCAUAUGACCUUUGGAUCGCAUUACAGCGAAGAUAUGACCACCAGAAAACAGUGUUGCUUCCAAAGGCUCAAUAUGAUUGGAAACACAUAAGGUUCUUGGACUACAAAUCAGUAGACGAGUACAACUUAGUCCUGUUCAGAAUUGUGUCCUUGUUAAGUGAGAUGAGACCUCCUGGUACAGCUCCAUUACCCGACAUCUCUAAGCUGGCUAUAGAGCCAAAGAAAGAGAGUAACCUUGUCCAACACAAUGACCAUCCUGGUCCAAACCGUGGAAGAAGUCAAGGACGAGGUCGUGUUCUUUUAAAGCACACGGGCGAGGACGUGGUUGCGAUCAAAGCUGAUCGAUGCCACAGAUGUGGUAUGGGUAAUCAUUGGGCAAAGAAUUGCCAAACUCCUAAGCAUUUGUGUGAGCUUUACAUGGAGAGCUUAAAAAGAAACCCGGAAGCUAACAUGGUUCGAGACCCGGGAUAUGAUGAUGAUGAUGAUGAUGAUGACUUGGAAGACGUCCAGGAUCACCAGCACGAGUCAGACAAAGUUGAUCACAUGGGGUUUGAAACUUCAGACAUAAUGAAAUAA
Messenger RNA from Brassica napus (rape), 798 nucleotides. RefSeq lists its product as uncharacterized. The transcript is spliced from 3 exons. The record is from RefSeq and is a predicted model, not a curated record. Bases 1 to 798 code for a protein of 265 amino acids. NCBI's taxonomy places the organism in Eukaryota, Viridiplantae, Streptophyta, Magnoliopsida, Brassicales, Brassicaceae.